GAGAGUAAUGAAUGGCAUGAGCAUUGCUUUACUAUUUUUGACAAGCCAUAUCAAUGCGCUACAUUGGAACGUACGCGACCUAAUAUCGGUUUGAACUUUUAUUCACAUUUAUUCACUAGGCAUAAACCAGACAAGGAGAAGAAGAAGACCGAGUUGGACUAAUUAGUCUACUACUAACUCGAAUCAAUAACCCAACUGAAAACUGACACAAGCUUCUACAUUUUCAUAUUUGUCAAGCCGAAAGGGAUCUUGCUUCUGGACAUGUGAAUCAAAGGAGUUACUGCGAACCCCUGAAAAUGAAGCUACUAGCAUCGGUUCUGUGUUGCUUGGGCUUUCUGCUCACUUCUGCGCUGUUUCCGAGGAUCUCUUCACAAGCAGUAUGCGCCGGCACAGAGAACAAGCUGAGUACUCUGUCAGACCUGGAGCAGCAGUACCGCACCCUAAGGAAGUAUUAUGAGAACUGUGAGGUGGUGAUGGGGAACCUGGAGAUCACCAGCAUCGAUCGCUCCCGAGACCUCUCCUUCCUCAGGUCUAUCCGUGAGGUGACAGGCUAUGUGCUGGUGGCUCUGAACCAGUUUGACUACCUUCCGCUGGAGAACCUGAGGAUCAUCAGAGGAACUAAGAUGUAUGAAGACCGCUACGCUCUGGCGAUCUUCCUCAACUACCGCAGAGAUGGGAACUUUGGCCUGCGCCAGCUGGGACUGAAGAACCUCACAGAGAUCCUACAGGGCGGUGUCUAUGUCGACCAGAAUAAGUUCCUGUGCCACGCAGACACCAUCCACUGGCAAGACAUCGUCAAGAACGCCCGCGUCAGCCCUCUGGUUGUGCCAACCAAUAGCAGUGUUACAUGUCAGAAGUGUCACGUAUCCUGUAAUGGUCGCUGCUGGGGCCCAAAGGAGGACCAGUGUCAGACCUUGACUAAAACCGUGUGUGCUGAGCAGUGUGACGGUCGCUGUUUCGGACCCUGGGUCAGUAACUGCUGCCAUCGCGAGUGUGCAGGAGGAUGCUCCGGACCCAAGGAUACGGACUGCUUCGCUUGCACCAACUUCAACGACAGCGGGGCGUGUGUGACCCAGUGCCCCCAGCCCCAUGUAUACAACCCCACCACCUUCCAGCUGGAAAGCAACCCCAGAGCCAAGUACACCUACGGAGCCUUCUGCGUCAAGAAGUGCCCUCAUAACUUUGUGGUGGACCACAGCUCCUGUGUGAGGGCUUGUCCCAGCAACAAGAUGGAAGUAGAAAAUGACCGCAUCAAGAUGUGCAUCGCCUGCACUGAUAUCUGUCCAAAAGCCUGUGAUGGUAUAGGUACAGCCAGUCUGCAGUCAGCCCAGACUGUGGACUCCAGCAACAUAGACAAGUUCACCAACUGUACCAAGAUCAAUGGAAACCUGGUCUUCCUCAUCACUGGCAUUAAAGGGGAUGUGUACCACAACAUUGAGGCUCUGGAUCCAGAGAAACUGAAUGUGUUUCGGACUGUUAGGGAGAUUACAGGUUUCCUGAACAUCCAGUCGUGGCCAGAGAACAUGACAGACCUGAGUGUCUUCUCCAAUCUGGCAACCAUAGGAGGUAGAGCACUGUACAGUGGUAUCUCUCUCCUAGUGUUGAAGCAGCGGUGGAUCUCGUCCCUCCAGCUCCAGUCCCUGAAUGAGAUCAGUGCUGGUAAUGUGUACAUCACCAAUAACAGUCAGCUGUGCUACUACAACACCGUCAACUGGACCGGCCUGUUCAGAGCCAACAACCAGAAGGUCCUCAUACGGAACAACAGAGACCCCAAAGAGUGUACUACUGAGCGGAUGGUGUGUGACCCUCUGUGUUCGGACGCUGGCUGCUGGGGGCCGGGACCAGACCAGUGCCUGGCCUGUCGCUACUUCAGCCGGGGACGCACCUGUGUGGACACCUGCAACCUCUAUGAAGGGGAGGUGCGUGAGUAUGCCAACGGCUCGGUGUGUGUGGAGUGUGAUUCCCAGUGUGAGAGAGCAGACGAUUACUCUCUGACCUGUCAUAGCCCGGGUCCGGAUCACUGUGUGAAGUGUCUCCACUUUAAAGAUGGUCCUAACUGUGUGGAGAAGUGUCCCGACGGCCUUCAGGGGGCCAUCAGCUUCAUCUUUAAAUAUGCCGAGGCCAACAACGAGUGUCAUCCCUGUCACUCCAACUGCACGCAGGGGUGUAUUGGACCCAGACUGCAGGACUGUAUUGGCAUGAUGGACAGGACUCCCUUGAUUGCUGCCGGGGUGAUAGGGGGCCUCUUCGUCGUGGUCAUUGUGGCUCUGAGUGUAGCCGUGUCUGUCCGCAGGAAGAGCAUCAAGAAGAAGAGAGCCCUGCGACGCUUCCUCGAGACAGAGCUGGUGGAGCCCCUGACACCUAGUGGUACAGCCCCUAACCAGGCCCAGCUCCGCAUCCUCAAAGAGACUGAACUCAAGAGGGUCAAGAUACUGGGCUCGGGGGCCUUCGGCACCGUCUACAAGGGUAUCUGGGUGCCGGAGGGUGAGACAGUGAAGAUCCCGGUCGCCAUCAAGAUCCUGAACGAGGCAACGGGACCCAAGGCUAACGUGGAGUUCAUGGAUGAGGCUCUGAUCAUGGCUAGCAUGGAGCACCCCCACCUGGUCCGUCUCCUGGGGGUCUGCCUGAGCCCCACCAUCCAGCUGGUCACCCAGCUCAUGCCCCACGGCUGUCUGCUCGACUACGUCCAUGAACACAAGGACAACAUCGGCUCCCAGCUGUUGCUCAACUGGUGUGUUCAGAUCGCCAAGGGUAUGAUGUAUCUGGAAGAGCGGAGACUGGUGCACAGGGACUUGGCUGCCCGUAACGUGCUGGUCAAGUCCCCCAACCACAUCAAGAUCACUGACUUUGGUCUGGCUCGGUUGCUGGACGUCAAUGAGAAGGAGUACAACGCAGACGGGGGCAAGAUGCCAAUCAAGUGGAUGGCCUUGGAGUGUAUCCACUACAGGAAGUUUACACACCAGAGUGAUGUCUGGAGCUACGGGGUGACCAUUUGGGAAUUGAUGACAUUUGGGGGGAAGCCCUAUGAUGGCAUCCCGACCCGGGACAUCCCAGAUCUGCUGGAAAAAGGAGAGCGUCUUCCCCAACCUCCCAUCUGCACCAUAGAUGUAUACAUGGUCAUGGUCAAAUGUUGGAUGAUAGAUGCAGACAGCAGGCCCAAGUUCAAGGAGCUAGCUGCAGAGUUCUGUAGGAUGGCCCGGGACCCUCAGCGUUUUCUGGUCAUCCAGGGUGAUGACCGUAUGAAGCUGCCCAGCCCCAACGACAGUAAGUUCUUCCAGAGCCUGCUGGAUGAGGAGGAGCUGGAGGAUCUGAUGGAUGCUGAGGAGUACCUGGUUCCUCACGCCUUUAAUAUCCCACCGCUGGCGUACACACCCAGGACACGUGUUGACUCCAACAGGAACCAGUUUUUGUACCAAGACCCUAGUUUCGGCAUGGAAGACAUGUUGGGUACCAUGGGGACCAUCCCACGGGUGCUGUCCCUGUCUGCAGUCCCAGGGUGCAGGCCCCCAGGGGACCCGUCUGUAGGGGGGCAAGGCGGCAGCGGCCAAGAGGAUAAACGUUUCGAGGACCAGCGCUGUAACGGCACCCUGAGGAAGCAGGCCUCACCCCGGCCCGCGGGACCUCCAGGACAAGGCGGAGCCCCAGCCUCAGGUCCAGGGGAGGACAGCAGUGGACAGCGCUACAGUGCAGACCCCACCAUCAUGCUGGGGGAGAGAGGUGCUAGAGGAGACACAGACCAGGAUGGAUACCUGACCGCCAUGAGGGAGAAGGUCUCCUCAGACUAUCUCAACCCUGUGGAGGAGAACCCGUUCGUGACGCGCCGGAGGAACGGAGACACCCUGACCCUGGACAGCUGUAACCCCUACCAGGUGGCCCCCAUAGGUCCCCAGCAGGCCGGCUCCGGCCCAAGAGUGGAUGACGAAUACGUCAACGAGCCCCUCUACCUCAACACCUUCCACAACCCCGGAGGACCAGGGCCAGGAGAGGGAGACUACACCGAUUAUACCCUGAAAAAGAACGGAGUCCCUGGGGGACACAACCCUAUCCUCGCCACCCUUACCAGCCAAUCAGGCACCACUGGCGUCACUGCUGGCCAAACAGGCACCACCCAGGCAGGGAACCCCUCCCACAGCGUCCAGGCAGCCAACGCCCACGCUGUCUCCGCACAACCGGGAUACGCAGCACCUCCGGGGCUCGGCGCAGCCGGCUCUCACCCAGGGCACAUCCUGCACCCAGGUCACCCUUCCCACCCCGGGUACACCCUCCACCCCGGUCUCACAGGCACCAUCAUGGUGGACAAGAAGACCAGACAAGACAAGAACAAGACGUUUGACAAUCCAGAGUACUGGCAGCAUAGCCUCCCUCCCAAAGCCACCCUGCACAACCCAGAGUACCUGCAGGACUGCAGCACGCGCUUCUUCUACAGGCAGAACGGACGUAUCCGGCCCGCCGUGGCCGAGAACCAGGAGUACCUGACGGAGUUCGCCCUGAAACCCGGGACCGUGCUACCGCCCCCGCCCUACAGACAGAGGAACACUGUGGUGUAACGUGGAGUAGUGAGGAGGACUGGGUGAGAAGAGGAGGAAGACAAGGGGAGGAGGAGGAGUGAGGGGGAUGUACGGAGGAAGAAGGGCAAGAUCG
This is a messenger RNA of Oncorhynchus gorbuscha (pink salmon), 4641 nucleotides long. Its product is annotated as receptor tyrosine-protein kinase erbB-4-like. The record is from RefSeq and is a predicted model, not a curated record. Gene Ontology annotation, cellular component: signaling receptor complex; basal plasma membrane. NCBI's taxonomy places the organism in Eukaryota, Metazoa, Chordata, Actinopteri, Salmoniformes, Salmonidae. Gene Ontology annotation, biological process: positive regulation of cell population proliferation; positive regulation of kinase activity; multicellular organism development. The transcript is spliced from 29 exons. Bases 297 to 4547 code for a protein of 1416 amino acids. Gene Ontology annotation, molecular function: epidermal growth factor receptor binding; ATP binding; transmembrane receptor protein tyrosine kinase activity.